UCAGGCUGACAAAAAUUCUUAUAAAAUGAGGACAAAAUUCAAUUUGAAUUAGUCGAGUGGACUCAUCGAUCAGCAAUGGUAGUAAAGAGAGUCGUGUUAUCCAGCUGUUCGUUACCAAGUCAAAUUUCACUUAUUAUCAUGGCUAACUACGUCACAAUGCUGCUGUUGGUUGUUGUUUCUUUGAUGGCUGGAGAGGCCGUGGGUGGACCGAUGGGAUCGUCUUCAUCCGGGUACUACACCACUCCGGCGUCCUACUACACCACUAAGGCUCCCGCGUACUACACAACGAAGAAGGCCGAGUAUUACACGACAACAUAUGCUGCCCCGAGCUACUACACCGAGCCUCCCAAGUACUACACGACCAAUUGGUAUUCAUCAGUCUGGAUCACAACGAAGAAGGCCGAGUAUUACACGACAACAAAUGCUGCCCCGAGCUACUACACCGAGCCUACCAAUUACUACACGACCAAAGCGCCGGAAUACUACACAACUACGUAUGCUGCUCCGACGUACUACACUGAAGCCCCAAAGUACUACUCGGCUCCAAGUUACUACGCAGAGGCCCCAGUUUAUUACUCUACGACAUACGCUCCUCCAAGUUACUACACCGAGUCACCCAAAUACUACACAACAAAGGCAACGGAGUAAUACUACACAACGACUUACGCUACACCAAGCUACUACACCGAGGCUCCUA
Messenger RNA from Daphnia magna, 697 nucleotides. RefSeq names its product extensin-2-like. Lineage: Eukaryota; Metazoa; Arthropoda; Branchiopoda; Diplostraca; Daphniidae. The transcript is spliced from 3 exons. Bases 76 to 648 code for a protein of 190 amino acids. The record is from RefSeq and is a predicted model, not a curated record.